This is a messenger RNA of Toxotes jaculatrix (banded archerfish), 4635 nucleotides long. RefSeq names its product TOM1-like protein 2 (gene tom1l2a). Gene Ontology annotation, cellular component: membrane; endosome. The transcript is spliced from 16 exons. Gene Ontology annotation, biological process: signal transduction. Lineage: Eukaryota; Metazoa; Chordata; Actinopteri; Toxotidae. Gene Ontology annotation, molecular function: ubiquitin binding; phosphatidylinositol binding; clathrin binding. The record is from RefSeq and is a predicted model, not a curated record. Bases 12 to 1631 code for a protein of 539 amino acids.
UUGUUGUCAAAAUGGAGUUCUUACUUGGAAAUCCGUACAGUACUCCCGUGGGCCAAUGUAUAGAGAGGGCUACAGAUGGAGGCCUACAGAACGAGGACUGGACCCUCAACAUGGAAAUCUGCGACAUCAUAAACGAGACAGACGAGGGGCCAAAAGAUGCUAUGCGGGCACUGAAGAAGAGACUCAGUGGCAACAAGAACUACAGAGAAGUGAUGCUGGCGCUGACGGUAUUGGAAACAUGUGUGAAGAACUGUGGUCACAGGUUUCAUGUCCAGGUGGCCAACAGAGAUUUCAUUGAUGGUGUUUUGGUCAAAAUCAUCUCUCCCAAAAAUAAUCCUCCAACCAUCGUACAAGACAAAGUGCUGUCACUCAUACAGGCCUGGGCUGAUGCCUUCAGGAGCAGCCCUGAUCUUACUGGGGUGGUCCAUAUUUAUGAGGAGCUGAAGAGAAAAGGCAUUGAAUUCCCAAUGGCAGAUCUGGAUGCAUUGUCUCCAAUUCACACACCACAGAGGGGUACACCUGAGGUGGAUCCAGCCAUGAUCAAGUACCUGGCUCCUGCAUCACCUGCUGCUGGGGCUCCCAAACCUGCCUCUACACCUGGCUCUGCCACGCAGGUCUCCCACAUUCCCAGCCCUAUCACAGCAACCCCUGAACAGAUCGCCCGGCUGCGUAGUGAGCUGGACAUAGUGAGAGGAAACAUCAAAGUCAUGUCAGAGAUGCUAACAGAGAUGGUCCCUGGUCAGGAAAAUGCCUCUGACCUAGAGCUGCUGCAGGAGCUGAACAGGACGUGCAGGGCUAUGCAGCAGAGAGUGGUUGAGCUGAUUUCACGUGUUUCUAAUGAGGAAGUGACUGAGGAGCUGUUACAUGUCAAUGACGACCUCAACAACAUUUUCCUCCGAUAUGAGAGGUAUGAGAGGUACAGGUCGGGCAGAGCUGCACAGAACAACGGGAUGUUGAAUGAGGCCACAGAGGACAACCUGAUAGACCUGGGCCCAGGCUCCCCUGCUGUGGUCACACCCAGGAUCACAUCCAGCCCUCCACCUCAGUCCACUGCCGGGGCCACUGCAUCCCCAGCCCACAACCCCAGUGCAGCAUCGCUGUCUACUGCACUAGCUGGCCUUGAUGUAGGUUCAGACAGCGUGAGCGGCACCCUGUCGUCUCUAUCAGGCCACAACCAGGAUGACUUUGACAUGUUUGCCCAGACCAGGAGUAGCUCUCUGGCCGAACAACGCAAAAAUGUAAAAUAUGAGGACCCACAAGCUCUGGGCGGCCUGGCCUCAGCUUUGGAUGUGAGACAGCAGAACACAGGAGGGCUGAGGGUAAAAGGGGAUGAUAACCCAGCAGAUCAGGAGCUGCCCAUAGACAGCUGGCUUAUUACCCAAGGAAUGAUCCCCGUAUCGCAGUCCUCUGUCAUGGAUGACAUAGAGGAGUGGCUCUGUGCUGACGUGAAAGGGGAUGCUGCCGAGGAAGGGGUGACCAGUGAAGAGUUUGAUAAGUUCCUGGAGGAGCGAGCAAAGGCAGCAGACACCCUGCCAUCUCCCCCCGGAGCUAACCCUGCUCACCCUGCCCGAGCCCCUGGCGGCUCCCACAAAAAGGCUGAACGGACGGAAGAUGCCCUCUUUGCCUUGUAGACUGUUCUCAAAGAACCUUGAUGUCUCUCCAGUGAAUCUAAAGGUCCUAACCCCAGAUGAUCCCCUCCAAACAGUCCUUCCAGUCCCAUUUCAUCGCUGACUGGCAGUGCUGCAGCAAGCGAUCUCCACCUCCUUAUCAUUUUCAUGCCAUAGUGAUGCUCCAACAUAAGCUGCUUUCACACAUACACUGCAACCAUGAACUCUUCUAGACAUUACCCGGAGGAACCGCGCAAAUGUCCAAAUCAGUUCAGCUGGACAUUAAACGGACUUUACCCUGUCAGCUCCGUAGUACAAAGUCCGUGUAAAGUCUGACUGAGCUGAUGUGUGAAUAGAGCAUGCCACUGUGAGCAAGUGGGCAUGGUGAUGAUGUUUCUAUCCUUCCUGCAUGCUCUACCCAGGCGCCACCCCUCACCUAAACCAAGCAAGUGUGAACGCGUCUCACAUGGACAAUCUCCACCGGUUGUGUGCUGCAUGUGUGAAAGCUCAGCUCCGGACAAUGUCCGGACCUGAUUCUCCGGACAUUGUCUGGAGUUUAUAUGUGACAACGGCUUUAUGGAGGUCCGACAUGUGUACUGCACACUACUGUGUUGCAUUUAACUAUAUAUGGAUGUAUUAAUGUUAGUGUGGGAUGUACUACUCGCAGCCCUGCAUCUCAUUUUUAACACUCCACCAAAGGAAAAUGACCCAGCUUGCCUAAUGUGGUUUAAAAAUUUGGUAUAUUACUGCGAGAUUAAUGGAAAAUUUCACUGCAGGUCCAUGCAUUGAGUCAAUAUAGAAGUACACAAUUAGGACAAUGUUGUGCCGUUUUACUACAUUCAUCUAAUUGCUAAUUUAUGCAUUUAUUGUUUUAAUGGUUUGUUCUGUACUAUGUACUAGCGCUGUGGAUAUGGUCAGUCCAUGUAAAAAAUUUUUUUUUAUUACAAGUACUCCAGUUAGGGUUUUAGUCAUGCUUUUAAAACUGUAAUAUGUGCUGAAAUGGCAAUGCGUGUUAUUACCCAGUUUGCCUGAGGCAGUGUAGGGAAAAGAGUUAUGUUAGCAGGUAAUUUUUGCUAACUGGAACAUAAUAGCUAAAUCAUAGCUAAUCGUGACAAGUGUAUGUCAACAUUCCUUUAACCAAAGGGAUUUAAAAAAAAAAAAAAAAAAAUCUAAAAAGCACUAGCUAAGAGUCUCUGCUAUGUAUUUCAAAUGGCUGAGGGGAAGGAACAUGCCCAUGGAAUAUUUCCUAUCAAUCUUUUCAGUUACCUGAAAAGCUACAACAAAUUAACUAAGAGAAAUAUGAUCUUGAACAACUGCAAACAUAUUUAGCCAUUCCAAAGAAUAUGAAGGCUUUAAUGACCAACUAGCACUUAAUGCUACCAGUCGAACAAUAAUCACGUUCAAGUGUUGUAAAUGUAAGAGAUCAUGAACAUUUUCCUUCCCCUGCUAUAAUUAAUGUCUGUGCACUUUGAAGCAAAAACAAAUCUGUAUUUUGUCCUUUGUGUUUACAAGAUGGUUACUAUUUUUCUAGGGGAUGGGAAAUGGUCUUUAGAUUGACUUCAUUUUGCACAUAACUUUUCUAACAGUGUAAUUGCAGCGCUUGUUCGCAUAGAAGUGGAUGGAUGGAUGAACGGUCAAAUUUAUGAUUGCAAAACCUUUUAGGAGUAUUAGAAAUUGCAUAAAGAUCCAAGACAACAUGUGGCAUUUAAAUUAUCAUCAUGACUUAGCGCUUGCAUCAUAAAUGACUACAAUACAAAGUAUAGCUUACAAUUAUGCGCUGUUGUAAAGGAUAUAUUCAUAUAGGUAGAUCUUCAGUUACUCUAUACUAUAUAAUCUAUAUACCUCAAAAUACAGAAAUUUUGGUUUCUGUAUCUGGUUAAAAUGUAUUGGCUCAUAGUAACAUCCAGAAGGUAGAGAGGUGUAUGUAUUAUUUGAUCCCCUAAUUGUAUUUUUAUAGGUCAUGUAAGAGAAAAAGACAUGUUUGUACCCUUGUACUGCUUCAUCUUUUUGUGGUUCAGGCUGAAGCAUUCAGCAAACAAACACAAUUUUAUUUUCUUUGAUUUGCGCAGUCAAAGACAUAUUUUAAUUCUCAGUGUAUUUUCAUUCUGGUAUGAUUCAUCUGCUCUGGUUGGAGCAGCUGCCAAGGAUUUGUGUGAUUGACUGAUUUCAGCGAAGUAGCUCUGACUGGAGUUUGCCUUUGGUAUACACACUUUGAGGCAAAAAGCAAUCCUGUCUUCGUUCCAGCUCUUUUGCUGAUGCUCUGGUGUGUUUUAUCAUUUCUCUUGAAAGAUUUUAUUUUUCUUUUAACCCAUUUAAGACCAAAAGCCUUGUCAAUCAGUGGCAGUCCAUUUGAAACUCCUCCCAAGUUGUAAAAGCCUAAUCAAACUUACUUUUAAUUAUCCGUUGUCAGUUAAGUCCUGGAAGGAAACAUUCAUGAAUGACUUGUGUCUAUGUAAUCAUUAUGAUUAAAUAUUUAAAUGUAUAUUAGUUGAGAAAAAUUAACAAUAAAUAAGCUUUAACUUUCUUUAAUGCAGUAUGGUUACAUAGGGUUAUCUAGGUUCAAAAUGUUUGCCAGGUAACUGAGAUGAUAGCAUUCAAUUUACAAUCAAACAUUGUGUCAUUUUUGAAAAACUUUAACCAUGCAGGCUGAACAAAGAUGAUUACUAAAAAUGUAACAGGAGAUCCUUUAAAAGGGAACUUUUUUUCUGCGUUUGUGUGUUAAUGUAGCUCUAGAUCUGUCAGAGUGUAUUGUGUUACUUGCUUUUAUGAAGCUUAAGUCCUGAUAGCAACAUGUAUUCCUCGAAAUUGUGGCUAUCUCAAAAUGGUUACUGAAUGUCUUUUAAUACUGAGGAGACAGAGCAUUUUGUGAACAUGUCAUAGACACGGAAGAGAGGCUUGCUUUCUGUUGGUUGGUGUCCCGUGUCUGUUUGGCUGUGCCGUCUGCUGCCAUUACUAAUGGUCAGAUUUUUGUUUGACCUAAUGCACGUAUAAAACUGCCCAAUAAAACACUAGCAAUGUGUGACCUCUA